Messenger RNA from Alosa sapidissima (American shad), 3587 nucleotides. Its product is annotated as phosphatidylinositol 5-phosphate 4-kinase type-2 beta. Gene Ontology annotation, molecular function: phosphatidylinositol kinase activity. Gene Ontology annotation, biological process: phosphatidylinositol metabolic process. The record is from RefSeq and is a predicted model, not a curated record. NCBI's taxonomy places the organism in Eukaryota, Metazoa, Chordata, Actinopteri, Clupeiformes, Clupeidae. The coding region runs from base 578 to 1810 and encodes 410 amino acids. The transcript is spliced from 10 exons.
CGGCAGUUCUGCUGUUCACCAGUUGUAGGUGCGCUUCAGCGCAGAAUGUACCGUGGACGCCAUCUUGGGGAGAUCCCGAAGCUGGUGACAACUAUAUGAAGCUCAUCAAAAUGGGAUUAUUAAACUUCUAAAAAACAUUUUCUUUUUUGUUUUUUCUGGAACUGCAACAGAGAGUAGGCGUUUUGUUCAGCGGCAGUUUGUUUGCCUGCGAAGACUCAACCGUGGCUGCAGUCAAGCCUGCUUGUAACGUUGGUUAGAUGGCCGGCUAGCUAGCUACGCUAGCCAUCUAUGCCAGCUGGUCUGUGCGCCGCUCCGGACUGAUCCGUGGCCUGCAGCAGAGGAAGGGUGGUGACGGCGCAAAAUGCAAUCCCGUUAAUUUUCUCCAGGAACCCUCUUUUUCUCCAGGAAAUUGCUACUGGGACAACUUGCAUAUCCGAUAAUGAACUUAUAGAUUGCCAAGUACCUGUCAUCUUCAAUUUUGCUGUCCAUUUCGUAUCCAGCUACAGAUUAGCUGGCUUGCUAGCUGACUUGCUAGCUCUCUUGCUGUCUGCGUUGCCUAAUAUUCACUUGAAGAGACAUGUCAUCCAAUUGUACGAGCACAGGGCCGGUGAGCGCCAGCAAAACGAAGACGAAAAAGAAACAUUUUAUUGGACAGAAAGUAAAACUUUUCCGUGCAAGCGAACCCAUUCUCAGCGUUCUAAUGUGGGGUGUCAACCAUACGAUCAACGAGCUGAGCAAUGUCCCUGUCCCAGUUAUGCUAAUGCCUGAUGAUUUUAAAGCCUACAGCAAGAUCAAAGUGGACAACCACCUAUUUAACAAGGAAAACCUGCCGAGCCGCUUCAAAUUCAAGGAGUAUUGUCCCAUGGUGUUUCGUAAUCUGAGGGAACGCUUCGGCAUAGAUGACCAGGACUACCAGAACUCGUUGACGAGGAGUGCUCCCCUCAACAGUGACUCACAGGGCCGGUUCGGAAACCGCUUCUUGUCCACGUACGACCGGCACUUCGUCAUCAAGACCGUCUCCAGCGAGGACAUCGCCGAGAUGCACAACAUCCUCAAGAAAUACCACCAGUUCAUCGUGGAAUGUCACGGCAACACACUGCUCCCGCAGUUCUUAGGGAUGUACCGGCUAACAGUUGAUGGCGUGGAGACGUACAUGGUGGUGACGCGCAACGUCUUCAGCCACCGGCUCACCGUGCAUCGCAAAUAUGACCUGAAGGGGUCUACAGUGUCCAGGGAAGCCAGUGACAAGGAAAAAGCAAAGGACCUUCCAACAUUCAAAGAUAACGACUUCCUGAACGAAGGCCAGAAGCUCCAGAUUGGCGAUGACAACAAAAAGUUAUUCCUGGACAAGUUAAAACGGGACGUAGAGUUCCUGGCCACGCUGAAGAUCAUGGACUACAGCCUGCUGGUGGGCAUCCAUGACGUGGAGAGGGCCGAGCAGGAAGAGAUGGACGUGGAGGGCGCCGCCGGCGAUGAGGACGACUACGAUGCUGAUGGCGGGCCCAUGACCGGCUCGUUCGGCACCCCGCCCGACAGCCCCGGCAACCCUCUCAACUUCGGCGGCUUCUUCGGGCCCGGCGAGUUUGACCCGUCGGUGGACGUAUACGCCAUCAAGAGUCACGAUGGUGUGGUGAAGAAAGAAGUGUACUUUAUGGCCAUUAUUGACAUCCUCACACACUAUGAUGCGAAGAAGAAAGCUGCACAUGCUGCCAAAACUGUGAAACAUGGGGCUGGCGCAGAGAUCUCCACCGUGAACCCGGAACAAUACUCCAAGCGGUUUUAUGAGUUCAUGUCCAACAUCCUCUCCUAGAUGACCUGCCCUCGCCACGCCACGCCACAUCACAUCACAUCACACAACACCCCACCACACCACACCCACAGACCUGCAGCUGAUUCCUUACAGUACUUUUGUAGACCUCCACACUUCUCUCUCUCUUUCUGUCUCUUUCCUUCUCUGUCUCUCUCUCUCUCGCUCUCUGUAUCUCUGCUCUGUGUUAUAUCUCCGCAUCUUUCUCUCCCAUCUCAACGCCCCACAAAAUCCUAUUUCCUUUCAGUCUCCUAAAGGCAUAUAACACAUACACACAGGAGCAAGGCUGUUACCACCACCACCACCACCACCCCCCUCUGCCCCUCCACAAGAACACCACAAGGGAGAGCAGGUUUGGGGGCGGGGGGGGGGGGGCGGGGUUGAAGACUGGACUGCCACUAAUAGCAACGCUUCAGCUCCACCCCACCUCUCCACAGAAAAAAGCCCCCCAAACUUAUUGUACUUGUCGCCCAGCGUCUCUUCAGCCUCUUUGUCUGGUAUGAGGGAUGGAUAGGAACCGUGCCGAACGAAACAAAGACAAGAAGAAGAAAAAGAAAAAAGUGACUCCAUUCCUCCUGCCCUUUCUCCCACACAAUGUGCCCUCCCCAUCUCCUUAUCUCCAGACCUUUAUUUUAUUUCAUUUUUUUUUUUUUUUACUUUUACGCCAGCACCUUCUUAUUAAUGCCUUGAAAGUGUGUUUUGGCUUCAGCUGUAAGAAUCCUGUUAUUAUUGGCUACCCUUCUCUUUGUUUUGGUGUCUCUGUCCAUGCGCUCAUCUAUAUUUAUUUCAGUUUUCUUUUGGUUGUUCUUUUUUUUUUUUUCCUUAAAAAAAAAAACCCAAUACAAUACACACACUCUUAAAACAGCACUCUGAGGACAAACCCAAUACAAUACACACACUCUUAAAACGGCACUCUGAGGACAAAGAAAGAGAAGAGAGUAAGCGAGAGGAGACACUUUGGAGCCCGUCAAAUCUUGACAGUCCACCGCAAAAAAAAAAAAAAAAAAAGCAGAAAUCUUGCAGUGGAACAACCUGACGGUGGUUUUUACACCUCCCUACUCGAGCCCCAGUUCAAACAGAAGAAACGCAAAAGAUGAACUCGGAACAUGUGCAAGGGAAACAAAUUAUGAACGCAGUGGCAAAAAUGCAUGUCUGUCAAACGGAGGCGACAUCAUGUGUCUACGUCAACACCAACACCAAAACCACUAAUCUCUUUUAAUGGACUUAAGUGUUUGAAUGUUAUGUUGCCAUAUAUGUAUGAAGUCAAUUGUGUCUGUCAACUUGAUGGAGGUCAGUUAACAAAAAUGGAUUAAGAAACCACAUAAGAAAAAAAGGAAUUUGAAAAAGCAAAUAUACUGGUUUUAUUACCAUGCGAAUCAUUUUUAUAUCUUGUUUACAUUAAUGUAGCAUUUUUGUGUUUGUAUACAGUAUUGUUUUGUUACCAACAUACGUUAGAAAAGGAAGUUACUUGAAAAAUGAUCCAGUGCAUAUUAAAGGGAGUUUUAUUCUUUUUUUUAUUUUCACGUUUGUUUUAUAAAGAGUUGGUUUUACUGAAAUUGUUGGUAACUAGACAAAUGAUGUUGUGAAAUGUUGCCUGAAGAGAAAAAAAACCUCAAAUGUUGUCAGUCAGUGCAAAGCCUGAGGAAAGGGUGUCAGAAAUUGAAGUUUGUUGUCUUAAAAACUCAUAACUAAUGAUUAAUAUGCCAGCACUAGAAUGGACUCACCAUCAACUCUCCGAACACACACAAGAGCUCUCAGUAAAUGGUGAAUUCUGAGUAAA